Molecule: messenger RNA, 270 nt
Organism: Colletotrichum orchidophilum
Lineage: Eukaryota; Fungi; Ascomycota; Sordariomycetes; Glomerellales; Glomerellaceae
Exons: 1
Coding region: 1-270 (89 amino acids)
Source: RefSeq, a predicted model, not a curated record
AUGUCACCUGAAGCCCCUCCCCUCUUACUUCUUAUAUCCUCUCUGAGACUUGCUAGCGCAAUACCUUCACAGACGCAUUGGAAGGGUAAUGGGGACGUGGCAGUAAACAACAAAUGGGUAGACUAUAACGAAGUUGUUCCUCUCGCAGUAUCCCCCGGCUACGACCUCGACAGCGAGGUCAAAAUGACUUUAAAGCCGCUGAUCCACUCAUCGCAUAGGUGUGUUCCCUGCGCUGCGACUGACCCUGACUGGUGCUGCUGGGUAAGGUGA